AUGCUGCCAUGGCUUGCUGUUCUGCUGCCUUUGUGCCUGCUUGGCAAAAAGCAGCUGCCUGUCACUCUGACAGCUGGGAAUCCUGAUGGCAGGAAGGGCGAGAAGGCAUUCCUGGAGACCAUCAACGGUACCAAGUCCGUCGUGGUGAGCUUCACGUCGCUGCGCACAUCUUGCAAGCCCUGUUCGGAGCUCCAGCCGGAAUUCAAGAAGGCGGCAAAGAAGCUGAAGAAGAAAGGCUUCCUGUGUGGAGUCGUGGACACAGACCUAGCUGUGAACGUGAACCUCAAGGAUGUCCACAACGUGACCAGUAUUCCGAGCAUGCACCUUUUCCGCAAAGGGCUUGCCCUCUCCAAGCUCGAAGGAUUCCAGUCUUCUUCCAGCAUUGAGCAGUGGGUGACUGCGGUGAACAUUCCACAAGUGGAGGUUUUCGAGACACAGGCUUCGUUCGACAAAGCCGUCCGUAGCAGGAAGUGGACCGAAACCAUGUUUGCAGCCACCGGUGGACCGAUGCUGCAGGACUUGAUGGAUUCCGCAGCAGUAAAGGGCAGCGAUGGCUGGGCCAGCAGGAUGAGAUUCCUAUUCUGGUCGGAUGGGGGAAGAGGAAGGCCCUUCGGUGCGGUGUAUCGCGGAGUGAAUGAGAUGGAGCACUUCGACGCUUCCGGGCAAGUAAGCACGGAAAUGCUCGAGGAGUUCUUGAAGAAUGAGCAUUUGCCGUUGUUUGGGAAGGCGACGAUGGACGACCUCGCGAGUGUCUUUGGCAAAGGUUCCAAGGGCAAUGUCUUCGUGUGCUUUGACCCAGAAGCCUUCGAGACCCAGGCGAAGAAGUAUGCUCGCGCAUUUCAGAAAGUUGCCAAGAAGUGGAAAUCCUACGGGUUUGUCUUCUUCAACGUGCGUGAUCCUGUAGCCAAGCUUCUGCAGAUGGACUGCAAGGAAUUCCCGUUCGUCACGCUCAAACUUUUGGCGAAGCCUUUCAGAACCUUCACCAAGUCUUUCGCAAAAGAAGAGCCAACGGAGAAAGUCCUUGCCCAGUUCAUGAAGGAAUCGAUUGAAUCGAACCGGCAGGCCUCUUCUGAGCUUUGA
This is a messenger RNA of Symbiodinium sp. CCMP2456, 1080 nucleotides long. NCBI's taxonomy places the organism in Eukaryota, Dinophyceae, Suessiales, Symbiodiniaceae. The record is from the annotation of a GenBank genome assembly.